GGGAAGCUUCUGCUAAUAUAAGACGUGCAAAACUAUGGUAAUUUUUAAUUACUGUUUAACAGUUCGCUGUGCUAUUGUGUGGAGUUUGUGCUUAGUGACAUUUUACAAAAUGGCUAGAUCCAAAGGCAAUGGAAGAACUUUGUCUAGUACUAAGAGAAACAAAGGGAACAUUGCUUCUCUUUGUAAGUACUGGGUAAGUCACAUUUUUUAUACUUUACUAUACUUUAUACUUUCAUAUUUUAAAAUAUAUUUGAAAAAAUUGAAUAAACAGAAAAAGGUAUUUAACGAACUGAAUUUUGUAUGAUUAUUAGUUUUUGAGAUUUAGUAAAAAUAAACUUUUUAUUUUUGAAUUUGUUUUUAGAAUUCAAAAAAGGGGUUGAAUGUGGAGGGGACAUCACCUAAUACGUCUGAAAGUCAUUUGAGACUGCUUCUAAUAACCCAUCAACAUCAAACGAUUUAAAAAAUGUUGAAGUUACUGGGAACCGAAUUGUAAACUUUGCUUACCUUUUCAAAAAUAUCGCCAAUAUAGCUGCUCAUGGUCACAGAUUUGGAUGCACUUGGGAAAAUUUAAAAGUUAUAAAAGAAGUGCGCAAUUGCUUAUUUUCGAAAUUUAUUUUAAAAUGCAAUAUGUGCCAUGGUGAAUUUCAUCUUCAUACACAAGACCCAUUUGGAAAUGAAAGAAACUUGAAUGAGGCUGCAGUAAAUGGUAUAAUCGCCAUUGGAGGAGGAUACUACAACUUGGAAGAAUUCUUGUGUUGUUUGAAUAUUUCUUCUAUGUCAUACCCUACAUAUAAAAAAUAUGAGAACAAAGUUUCUGAAGAUUUUUCGAAAGCUGCUGUAGCGACAAUGAAAGAAGCUGCCGAAGAAGAAAUUCUUCAUGCGAAGGAAAUUGGAGCCAUCGAUCAAGAUGGGUGUGCUCUAGUUCCCGUUGUAGCUGAUGGGACAUGGGGCACACGCUCUAACAAGUCAAAUUUCAAUUCGCUAACUGGAGCAGCGGCCAUAGUAGGAGCUCACACUGGGAAAGUCCUGUAUCUGGGAGUCAGAAACAAAUUUUGUAUGAUUUGUUCUCGUCAAAAAGAACGUUCUCCCACUGAUCAUGUUUGUACAAAAAACCAUAUUGGCAGUUCCGGUAGUAUGGAGUCGCAAAUUAUUUUACAAGGAUUUAAAACCAGUGUCGAGAUGUACAACAUCAAAUACAACACGCUAAUUGGAGACGGAGAUAGUAGUACCUACAAGAAAAUCAUCGAGGGACGCCCAUACAACAAUUUGACUGUUGAAAAAAUUGAAUGCCGAAAUCACCUUUUACGCAAUCUACGUGGAAAACUCAAAAGCCUUGUGGGUGACAGAAAGUUUCCUUUACAAAAUAGGAAACUGCUGGAAGGGAAAAUCAUGCGGCUGUCCACAGGAAUAAGAGCGGCAAUAACAUACAGGAAAAAAGAAGCGGAUAAGGUUUCAGCGGCUGGAAGGUUACGGCAGGAUAUUUUGAAUUGCGCCCAGCAUGUGUUUGGAGAACACAAAGAUUGUGCGAAUUAUUUCUGCCAACGAAAAACGGAUACAAACACAUGGGACACAAUUUCCACUGAACUAAAGGGACAAAUUCAAAAUAUUUUGCGCACUCUGGCAAGUCACUCCAGAAGCUUGCUAUGCGAUGUUGAUAAUAAUGUGGUGGAAGGAUUUAACUCCAUAGUAGCAAAAUUCAUUGGUGGAAAAAGAAUAAAUUACAGCUUGUCACAAUCAUACGAAACAAGAUGUAUGGCAGCUGUAGUUUCUUUCAACAGCAAACAUGCCCACAUGUAUCUUGGAAGAAUUUCGAAAAGGUCUCGCAAUCGUUUACUAGAAACCAUGGAAAUUCGAAGGCGUAGGAAAGCAAUGAGAACGUGGGAAAUGGCUAGAAAAAAAGGAAGAAAAGUGCAAGCGACAAACGAUAAAGGAAAUGCUGAUUAUGGAGAAAAUUGCGAAAAACCGGAUAUGACUCCUGAAAUUUUCGAAGAGAACAAAAAGGCGUUUCUUCAAGGAUUAGAAAAAACAGAUGCCGAAAGAGUUCAGCUGCAAGAGUCCACAAGGCUUCAAGCUGGCUCCGGACAAUGGCUCGAAGAACGCAGAAAGUUGCUUACUGCUUCCAAUUUUGGGAGAGUUUGUAAAAUGAAUGCUACCACAAGUCCUGCCAAUACGAUUAAGAGUUUGUUGUAUCAAAUAAAAACUUUAAAUGUGCCGUCCAUCAACCACGGAAAGGUAAAUGAGGAAAAAGCGAGGCUCCAGCUAAUGCAGCAAGAAAAUGUAACAAUUGUGAGCUGUGGUCUCUUUGUCAACAAAAAGUGGAAUUUUUUGGGUGCUUCACCAGACGGUCUAAUUCUGGAUUUGGACUCCAUUGUAGAGAUUAAGUGCCCAUACUCCGCGUUCCAGAAAAAAAUGUCAUUUGAGGAAGCAGUUAUUUCAAAAAAAAUAACUUUUUGGAAACAAGAAGCAGCGACAAGAAUUUUCAAAAUCAAUAAAAAUCACGAUUGGUAUUACCAAAUUCAAGGGCAGCUACAAAUAGCUGACAAAGAGUCCUGCCUCUUAGGUGUUUGGUUAGGAGAUAAUUAUCCUUUAAAAACACAAUGGGUAAUGAAAGAUAAUGAGUUUUGGGAGGAAAAAAUGUUACCAAAACUUCAAAGGUUUUACUUCCAUUCCUUGUUACCAGAAUUGGUUGAUCCACGACACAUCAGAAAUAUGCCCAUACGUGAUAAUAAAUAGGUAAGCAUUUUUUAUAUAUGGAACUUUUUUCCGGCUCUUAUUUUUUAGGUCUAUUCUUUAUCCAUGACGGCAGGACUAGUUUAUUGCCUAAUUUUUAUUUUUAGCUUUUAGUACAUAGUUAGGUAUGUUGUAAAUAGCUAGGUUCUUGUAAAUAUUGAAAUUUCUGUUAAUUAAUUAAU
Tribolium castaneum (red flour beetle) is the source of this 2912-nucleotide messenger RNA. RefSeq lists its product as hypothetical. Lineage: Eukaryota; Metazoa; Arthropoda; Insecta; Coleoptera; Tenebrionidae. The transcript is spliced from 2 exons. The record is from RefSeq and is a predicted model, not a curated record. The coding region runs from base 628 to 2733 and encodes 701 amino acids.